This is a messenger RNA of Dendrobium catenatum, 1499 nucleotides long. RefSeq lists its product as uncharacterized. The transcript is spliced from 11 exons. The coding region runs from base 262 to 1275 and encodes 337 amino acids. Lineage: Eukaryota; Viridiplantae; Streptophyta; Magnoliopsida; Asparagales; Orchidaceae. The record is from RefSeq and is a predicted model, not a curated record.
AAGGCAAAAAGGCAAAAGGCAAAAGGCAAAAAGGCAAAAGGCAAAAAUCUGAGUGCGAGCUUCUAUUUUUUAAUUGUCCACCUCUUCCCUUUUGAUCUUACCAAUUCAAUCCCACAUAAAACGACGGCGCUCGCACAGCAAAGAACCAAAACGACCUGUUCGCUCCUACUGGUUCCAUUAAAUUCGUUCUCUGUGAACUUCUGAGAACGGGAAGAAAAACGGGCCCUAGGAAGAGUGGUCGGCCAGAGAAAACCUUCAAAUAUGAACUCCAUGGCCUUCAGUGACUCCUUUCUGUUUUGUAGAUUUGGCGUCUCAAUUCCAUAUCGAACUCGCACGAAGAGAUCCGCCGGCGACCACGUAGUGCACGCCACCGCAGUUGGAGAGCGCCGUCGUAGACGGCCGCAGAAUGUAGAGGGCGAGUUCUUCGUAGAUCAGCGGUGCAUCGACUGCGAUACAUGCCGGUGGAUGGCUCCGAGGACCUUCAGCAGGGUUGAUAACAUGUCGGCUGUGAUCGAGCAGCCAAGCUCAGAGGAGGAUAGACGCCACGCGCUCCAGGCACUCCUGUCGUGUCCCACUAACUCCAUACAUACUGAGAAGCCAACAAUGGAGAUUAUUCAUGUUCAGAAAUUGUUUCCUCUUGCUGUAGAUGAAAGCAGAUUGCCGGGCAUUUAUUACUGUGGCUAUCACUCUGAGAAAUCUUAUGGAGCAGCCGCAUACCUAAUUAUUCACCCAGAAGGCAAUAUUCUUGUUGAUAGUCCUCGUUAUACAGGGGUAUUGGCGAGGAAUAUUGAGAUUUUUGGAGGAGCAAAGUUUAUGUUCUUGACUCACAUGGAUGAUGUAGCAGAUCAUGACAAGUGGUCGAAACGUUUUGGUUGUAAACGGAUUCUCCACUCAAGAGAUGUGAAGGAGUCUACUGUUGACGUUGAGAUGAAACUAUAUGGUAAUGGUCCAUGGAGCAUUGGCACAGAGUUUGAUCUUAUUCACACUCCUGGUCAUACUGAAGGUUCAGUCUGUCUGUAUUACAAGCCACUGAAGGUUCUCUUCACUGGCGAUCAUUUUGCAAAAACUGGAGAUUCUGAAUUUAGCAUAUUUGAGCAAGUUAACAGGGUUUCAGUUAAUAUGCAGCUUGAUAGUUUGAGAAAGCUGUUAGACUUGGACUUUAAAUGGAUUCUACCUGGUCAUGGACGAAGCAUUCAGUUCAGAGACAACCAGGAGAAGAAUUCGGCGUUAGAAGCUUUCUUAGCUCAAAAAAAGGAAGCCUAUGUUAGUAUAUAGACGAUGCGAACAUUGACGACUGCAACUGAAGCUUUCUUGGCUACUCUACUUGCCUUGAUCAUUCUGUAACUGAAGCUUUCUCGAUUUGGCUGCUUGCCGUUAUCAUUUACAUGGAAUGGAGGAACAUUCUAGAACAAGCAUGCUUGGUGAUCCUUUGUGGAACAUGUUAAAAUUAUUGUAAACACUUUGUGUAUAAUAUGCUGCAAGUUGCCUGUUUUGUUUUU